This is a messenger RNA of Fusarium odoratissimum NRRL 54006, 5749 nucleotides long. RefSeq lists its product as uncharacterized. The transcript is spliced from 2 exons. Gene Ontology annotation, cellular component: endoplasmic reticulum membrane; Golgi membrane. Bases 1469 to 4675 code for a protein of 1068 amino acids. Gene Ontology annotation, molecular function: protein binding; sterol binding. Gene Ontology annotation, biological process: SREBP signaling pathway. The record is from RefSeq and is a predicted model, not a curated record. Lineage: Eukaryota; Fungi; Ascomycota; Sordariomycetes; Hypocreales; Nectriaceae.
GUGUUUCUCCCACGUUGUUCGCCUACACCCAAGGUACUCGACUCGAUGAAACAGGGUCUUUCUUCUAAAACGCAUCAACCAAAGACAAUUACUUGUAAUGAAGGUACAUGAUAGUACACGGGCCUCUUCCUGCCGCCUCGAUACUGCAGAUGCCAAUGGAAAGAAAGCCAACCCUUAGCGUCUUGUCGAUCUCCCCUCCCACUUGCCAUUCGCGGUUUACUUCAAUUCUGAGCCUCUAGACUACCUAAAGGAUCUCCAAUUUGUCGGGAUAUCCCAUUUCCAAUUGAGGUCAUGGUCUCGAUUUCUUCAUUCCUUCGUCUUUUAGGUUCCUCUCUCGGUUUCUCCUUCUCAGGAACACAUCCAGUCCCCACUCGGAACUCAAUCUCACCCUGACCUGAAUACGGGAAGGCACGCCCAUCGAUUUUGACUUUAUGGCUUUUAGGUCGACUUCGGAGAUCGAUCCAGGGCGGUAGCUUGGUGGUCUAGCAUCGCGCCUUGGUGUCAUCGCCGCUAUCUAUCCCGUCUUAGUUUCAACCUAAGUUUUAACUACGUCGGGUUUCCCACUUCUCAUGGCGUAGCUACCUACCUCCAGCUACGUACGUCAGUUGUUCUUGCGUCCUUCAUCAACAUCACCUCCUCGAUCACAAGCUCGAUCUACCCUAUGAACAAGAAGCACCCCUGAGAAUCAUCCCCUACAACACCUUGUCGCAAGCACCCAGACCGUCGAAUCUCGAUACUACCCUACCAUUGUACGAGCCACGAUCUACCUAAAAAGCCACACCUGGUCCUUGUCCUCCCAAGUUCGGCUCCCAAGCAUCUUCAAAGUCUCGUGACCUGAUCUGCCCUGAACCUGGCAUGACCCGACAAUAAAGACGCUUGUGGAAUUCGGAAAUCGCUAACUAACACGAGCCUCAACGCGCCCUGGUCGCUACCGCGGGUCCUGGCUUUACCUUUGCUCUGUCGAGCAACGACUGGCCUUUGGUCCUCUCAGGCGGCCCUGCCCGCCUUGGUGAAUCGAACCACCAUUACUCGACUCGAAUUUAUCAACAGACAUUUUGGUCAAUGUCACGCCAGCCGUCUUUGACGACAUUUCGAAGCUUAAGCUUAAGCUCUUGCUUCAUUUCAGCCCCUGACCAUCUUGCCUCUUUUCUCUCGCUCUCACUCUCAGUUAUUCGCACAUGGGAUAAUAGGCGGCUCCAAUCUCACCUGCCGUCCUCAUGAUUUGGUACUUCCUGUACCCACUCCGAGGGUCAGUCUUAUUUGCCCCGAUCCCUACCGUGCUUCCGUUCCGCUCUCCGUCUCCGUCCUCCGCUUCGUCCUCCGUCUUCAGCUCACAUCCUGUUGCAGAACAACGGAAGCUCCGGUUCUCGCGCCUACUCAUCCUAUACGCCGCGCCCUUCAUCGAUAUGGAUCAUACGCCGCUAGCCAUGUUGUCGCAACUCUCCUCGUUUCGGUCGUCGUGGCCACCAUGCUAACUUAUCCCAUCCCUUACCUCUUCACAAGUGACUACGUCAACGGCGCUUCUAAUCUCCCUCAUCAUGCUUGGACUGUCGCUCAGCCACUACACUAUGGUACCAGCAUUCGUCCCGAUGUCAUGAUGCGCUCAAUCUGGGUCCAUGGCAGUUAUAUGCAGGCAUUGGAACAAGACCUCCUCGUUUCUGCCUUGGAACUGCAAAAUGAGUUGCUUGGAAGCACUGAGAACUUUCGCCCAAUCCGCGCUCGACAUGUUGCCCGUUCUUUACCAGAACCCGGAGCCGAUCUCUCGACAACUCAACGGGAUGCCUUUCAUGCUAUCAAUGGCUUGAAUAACCAGUCUUGGUUCUUUCACUCACCACUUCAGUACUGGGAUUGUAUUCAAGAGAACAUAUUGGUCGACCCUGAUAUCCUGGCAACCGUCAACGACAAAAAGACCCAGUCUACGUCAGUCAAUGUCACGCUCAGACACUCCAUCGUUUUUAGUGGAAAACGAUUCGAGGAACGUCGUCUCGUUGCUGCAGAUGCUCUCGUCAUCACCCUGAUCUAUCUACGAGACUCCCCCGUCGGCCAGCAGUGGGAAAGGAAGGCCACCUUGUUACCAGACAAGGUUUCGAAUAAAUGGGACAUCUACCCAUCUGACGGCCGGUCAACCUCGAGCCAGCUCUAUGAGUUCCAGUUUCGUCCUAUAUCUCGCCAAGAUACAGCCAUGCUCGCAGUCGCGUAUGCCUUGACGUCGAUCUACUUCCUCAUGAGCUUAUCAAAGCUCAGGGCUUUCAAGUCCAAAUUUGGCCUCAUUGUUACGGUCGUGUCCCAGAUCGCUUUCUCUGUCAUGUCAAGCUUCACCGUGUGCGCCAUUUUCAGACUUGACCUAUCACGCAUCCCAAGAGCAGCCUACCCGCUUGUUGUCCUCUCCAUGAGUCUUGAGAAUAUUUUUAGACUUAUCAAUGCCGUAAUUCUUACCCCUGCUGAAGACUCAACAAGCAGCCGUAUCGGCAAUGCAUUUGGAGAAACUGCCCAUACAGCUAUUACCAGUUCACUGCAGAACGUGUUUCUUCUGUUGAUGCUUUCACGUUGGGUGUCUCCUGGUGUUUCGGCUUUCUGCUUAUUUGCCGCUGUCGCGAUUGUGUUCGACCUUUUUUACCUUUCAACCUUCUUCUUGUCUGUUCUCAGCGUUGAUGUCCGGCGUACCGAGCUUAGUGACGCGCUUGCCAAAGCUUCGAUGCGUCAUAAUCGUAGAGGCUCUGAUUUCAAGCCUCGUGGAACGUGGGAACUUGUACUUCAAGGCAAAGCGACUUUGUCGACACGCAUAGCAGGCACUAUCAUCAUGCUUGGUUUCGUACUCAUCGCCCAAUGGCACUUUUUUGGGGAAGGCACUGUCUUGAACUUCUUUUCACGCCUGUAUCGAGGAUAUGGCGCCCUGGAAAACAGUGGCUCGUCACAGAAUCCUCUGGACUCCAUACACCAGGCACGCAGUCCUAAGUCCUGGCUUCGUUUGCAGGAUCACGAAACGGCUCAAGAAAUCAUCAGUAUCAUCAAGCCCACAGCACAUAGCUACGUUGCGAGAGUAUUUGAGCCGGUUGUCUUCGUCAUGAAAGGUUCGGAUCGUAUGCCUCACCUUAAGGAACCGACUCUACUACCGGCACUUUAUGACUUCAUCAACCAUCAACUCACUCGAUUUGUUGUGAUACUUCUGGUCGUUAUUGCGAGUGUCCGGCUGCUUACAACGUUCCUCCUGUGGGAAGACGAAAGUGACGAUGAUGAUCGCCACUCGGAUACGGAUCCCACACUAGACGUCAAGUCUUUUACCGGAGGACACAGACUUGAUGUUGUAAUGCUUGCUGCAGCGGCUGAUGGCCAUGUUGUAUCGGUCGGAUUGGAUCGCACAAUACAAGUUUGGGACGCCCAGCACGACAUAUUCCCAUAUACCAUCGUUGAUGGCUACCGCUCAGACGAUGCCCCUUUUCCUGUGCUCGCCAUGACUAUUGAUGACAACUCCAAGUGGUUGGCCAUAUUAUCACCCUCCAAGAUAGCUUUAUGGAACGUAAAGGACAAAGUCUGGGGGCCUCCGCUCUCCGUCAAUCUUCAAGGCCAGAAAUCCGAGGCCUUCUUUUUCGGCUCGUCCGACACAAACAGCGAUAUUCCUCGACUGGUUCUCGUACGCAGAAACGGGACACUUACCGAAUUCAUGCCGGACGCAGGUGAAGGGGCAGACUACGGCAUCUGUCGAAGUCCACUUACAUGCGUUAGACCUCUGAUUGGGAAGCGGAGCAAGCAGGCAGCGCCAUUAAUUGCCAUUAUCACCGCAUCUAGAAGAGGCUGUGUUCACGCAGCGACAAGAGAGACGCUUUCAUGGAAUUCCCGAAGUGUUCAUCUCGAGGGCAUUGAACAAGAUGGAGUUCACCAAGUGGUGCCUCUUUCAUCAUUAGGCCUCUUCUUGAUUGCAGGAGCCAGCCGCGUUCAUCUCAUGGAUAUGGAAGACUACAAUCUUGUCCAUACGUUUUCAACGGAACCCAUGGCCCAGCGCUCCCUUCAAAGCGCUUUCUUCAGCCGGCCUUCCUCUCAAUCAGGGUUCAAUGGCCUUGCAUGGUUUACCUUAUGCUAUACUGGAGCUGAGUCAGGGGAUUGUAUUGUGCAAACCUUCGUCCCUCCUGGAGAGCAUGACAUGAUUUAUUACCAAAGCUCUGUGGUCCCCGAAACUCGAGGCUGGUGUGCGUGGGAAUCGGUCAAGGAAACAAAAAGACAUAUAGAGAACCCUGGCUCAUGGAGUGUUCUAUCUGACGGUUGUGUUGUGGGCAUUCGGCAAAAGUCGAACCGAGUUCUAGAUGUCGAAACCAACGGACGGCGCAAAACAGAUGGGCUUCGACACCGAUCUCCGCGCAAAGAACCAGGACGGGAUUUGUUUGGUCGUUGGGAGAUUUGGACCGCGCCACAGAGUGGCCAGUUAAGAACUGACGAGACACGACCGCUAUUUCAAGAUAACGAAAGAGCUGGACACUUGAUCGUGACAGACAUCGGCCCUAUGGUUCGAGUCGGCCAGCGAUCAGUUGCAUUUAGCUUCGGCAAUGUGGUGAAACUAGUCACAGUUGGAGGGCACGAGCGGUUUGAGAACAGUAUGACAGAUAAGAGCUUGGAACAUCUGAACAUCGGAAGCAGGCGUCGAAAGCCAGGCGCACUGGUACGACCUAGAGCUUGGACUUAGGCUUAUCAGCGAGGAUUGUAGUUUUUUGUCUCGGAAUAUUGGGCGUUUGGCAGGCAAGGACUGCUAUAGGUUUUAGGUGCACACGUCUGGAUUGGAGUAGAAAGGCGCAAACGGAGUCGUUUUCCAUAGCUGGGAAUAUUCGAUUGGAGUCAGGAGAAGGCACACGAACAGACUGGCGCAGAUACCAUAGAUGAUUGGAAACGGUUUCAAUGUCUAGGGGGAAUAGAGACUGUGGCAACAUGUGUUCAUAUUUUUUAGUAUUCAAUUACUGUCUAUGCCUGUUUGUAUUCUUUCUAAGGUGAACGAGGUCAAAUGGUAUAUUGGUAACAAACACCUCGAACCUAUGGGACAUGGCGCCCCAGCAGCCCGACUAGAAAACUCACCGCUGCAGUCAUAUGUCUGCCUUGGUAAAAUUUCGGAGCUGAGCGAGGAGCAAAGGCAAAAACAUGACGUGAAGUGGGAUGCCGUCAAAAACCGAGAGGUUGGGAUCCAAUGCUUGCUCGCAGCUGAAUAUGGGGCUCAUAACGUGUAAGUCAAUCGUCAGGGCAAGGUCCGUGAGUGAACAGAAUUAGCCUGAUCGAGGCGACGAGUAAUUGGAUUCUGCAUAUGCUACGUGUUCGAGAGGGCGGUCGCAUAAAGAGAGGCCACCCGUGAUGUCGGACGGAUCAUGAUUGAGUGGAAGGGAAGAUACGAGAUGGUGGGAGUUAUAAUUCAGGUGGCUGGGAAGUGCAGGGUAGAUGAUGAUUGGUUGAGGAGACGUGGAUCACAUUUAAAGGUCAAGUCAGCGUAUAUCCUGAAAUGGGAACAAUUGGAUGAGUAUGAUUAAAGACAAGCGUCAAACUUGACGCCCAUGAGAAAAGAAAGAGGGUAGAAGCAGUUGUGGUUAGGCAUAGAUUAUGGUUGUGAGCUGUGUUGUGACUUGGGCGGUAUCUACUACACUUGUGCUGCAUUGAAGCCUGACAGAGGAUUGACAGAGAUAAUAUCAAGGUCAAGCAGCAAGUCAUACAGAUAUGGGUCAUAUUACCUCAUACUGCGUAAAGUCAACGGCCAGCGGCUCUCCAUCGUCAUGCAUGA